Messenger RNA from Morchella sextelata, 2631 nucleotides. RefSeq lists its product as uncharacterized. Bases 1 to 2631 code for a protein of 876 amino acids. The record is from RefSeq and is a predicted model, not a curated record. The transcript is spliced from 7 exons. Lineage: Eukaryota; Fungi; Ascomycota; Pezizomycetes; Pezizales; Morchellaceae. Gene Ontology annotation, cellular component: nucleus; RISC complex; cytosol. Gene Ontology annotation, biological process: mRNA catabolic process; regulatory ncRNA-mediated gene silencing. Gene Ontology annotation, molecular function: nuclease activity; RNA binding.
AUGGCUCAGAUUGGGAAAGUUAAGCUUGUAAAUUCUGGAGACUCGCUGCUUUUGCAGUCUCCAAAGACAAAGGCCGAGAAAACUUUUUCUUUGGCUUAUGUUUCUGCCCCAAGGUUGAAGCGUGAUGGUGACGAGCCUUACGCUUUUGACUCUCGAGACUUUCUUCGCAAACUCGCUGUUGGCAAGGAAGUUCAGUUUUUGAAAUUGUAUCAAGUCCCAACCACCGGCCGUGAAUACGGCACUGUCACUCUUCCUGAUGGAAGGUCCCUCAUUGAGCUUGCUCUCGAGGAAGGAAUGGUAAAGCUCCGCGACGAUGGAAAGCGUGAAGACGAACCGGAGAAUGAAGCUACAUUGGAGAAGCUUAGGCUUUUAGAAGCCAAUGCUAGGGCAGAAGGGAAAGGAAUGUGGGGUGACUCUCAGGAUGGGCGGAUUGAUUCCAGAUAUGAGGCCCCUGAGGACCCCGUACAGUUUCUGGGGAGAUACAAAGGAAAGCCAAUUGAGGCUAUCAUUGAGCGCGUGAUAUCUGGCGACAGAGUCGCUGUUCGUCUUCUACUCGAGCCCAAGCUUCAUCAACAAAUGGUCGUUCUUAUUGCCGGUAUCCGGGCGCCGCUUUCAAAACGUACGGAUGCUACGGGCGCUGAACAAGCUGGGGAGGAGUUCGGUGACUUCGCCAAAGAGUUUGUAGAAGCCCGUCUUCUCCAACGCACUGUUAAAGUGACUUUAUUAGGACUGAGCCCUCAGUCUCAGUUCAUCGGAAACGUUAUCCACCCUAAUGGCAACAUUGCAGUACUAGUGCUCUCACAAGGUUUGGCCAGAUGUGUUGAUUUUCAUAGUACUAUGAUUGGCGCGGACAUGAGCAAGUUCCGCGCCGCUGAGAAGACUGCUCGAGAGCAGAGGUUGAAGCUUUGGAAGGAACACGUGGUGAAAGCAAAAACCUCAAACAGCAAUCUUGAUGCGGUUGUAUCAAGAGUUCUCAGUGCAGAUACAAUAUUCGUGAGGAAUAAAGCCGGUAAUGAGAGAAAGAUCAAUUUGUCAAGUGUCAGACAGCCAAAGCCUUCGGACCCCAAACAAUCCCCAUUCACAGCUGAGGCCAAAGAAUUCUUGCGGAAAAGGUUGAUUGGCAAGCAUGUACGCAUUGAAAUUGACGGAAAGAGACCGGCUACCGAAGGGUUUGAGGAGCGUGAGAUGGCCACAGUCACACUCAACAACAAGAAUGUAGCUUUGUUGCUCGUGGAGAAUGGAUGGACCAGUGUUAUCAGGCAUAGAAAAGAUGAUGAGGACCGCUCGCCAAUCUAUGAUGAACUACUUGCUGCCGAGGAAGCUGCCCAAAAAGAACAGAAAGGCAUGUACGCAGCCAAGGCCCCCCAAAGCUCCAAAAUGGUUGAGGCCUCAGAAACCCCAGCUAAGGCCAAGGCCUAUGUGUCGUUUCUUCAACGCAAGAAACGUACCCCCGGUAUCGUAGAUUUUGUAUCUUCGGGGUCCCGGUUUAAGGUGAUAAUCCCAAGCGAAAAUACCAGACUUACUUUCGUCCUUGGGGGUAUUCGUGCCCCACGAACCGCUCGUAAUGCUACUGAGACGUCUGAACCUUUUGGUCAAGAGGCCCUUGACUACGCGUCGAGGCGUUGUAUGCAGAGAGAUGUCGAGAUUGACGUGGACGAUGUUGACCGUGCAGGUGGAUUCAUUGGCACAAUGUAUGUCAACCGAGAAAAUGUUGCCAAAGGCUUGCUGGAGGAGGGAUUGGCAAGCGUACAUGAGUACUCUGCCGAGAAGUCUGGCCACGCGACCGAGUUGUUUGCAGCGGAAAACAGAGCAAAGCAAGCGCGGAAAGGAAUGUGGAAAGACUGGACGCCAGAGACGGACGCUGAUGUUCAUGCGGAUGACCCGUCUAAUGGGGCCGCGAAAGACGAAGCCAUCGAGAAGAAAAAAGAUUACCGUGAUGUAAUCGUUACAAAUGUCGAUGAACAGGGUAAAUUAAAGAUUCAGCAAGUUGGAACAGGUACUUCCGCCUUGGAACAGCUCAUGUCAGCAUUUAGAACCUUUCAUCUCUCGCCUACAAAUAAUAAAGGUCUUGAGGGACCUCCUAAAGUUGGCGAAUACGUCGCAGCAAAAUUCACCGAAGAUAACACUUUCUAUCGUGCUAGAGUGCGCCAUGUCAACCGCGAGGCUAAGGAGGCUGAUGUCCUCUACAUCGACUACGGAAAUUCCGAGAAAAUUCCGUUCUCUCGCCUUCGUCCUCUCAUCCAACCGCAGUUUCAAAUAUCUAAGUUGAGAGCUCAGGCUGUCGACGCUGUUUUUUCAUUCCUCCAGUUUCCGACUCAACCAGACUAUGCCUCUGAAUCUGUGGAAAUGAUCAACCAUUUGACUGCUGGUAGGCAACUAGUUGCAAAUGUUGAUUGGACCAGUCCAGAAGGGAUUCUUCAUGUCACACUAUACGACCCUAACAGCAGCGAUCGCAUGGAAGCCAGUUUGAACUCUGAAAUUGUCUCCGAGGGACUUGCCAUGGUGCCCUUCAAAUUGAGGCCAUACGAAAGGGCUUAUCCUGAGAUGAUCAAGGCCCUCAAGGAGAAGGAAACCACCGCUAAGGCCGAAAGGAGGGGAAUGUGGGAAUAUGGUGACAUUACCGAGGAUUAA